GAGGUUUUGUCUGGAGCUGUGCGGCCUUCACACAGGCUGUCGCAGGAGCAGGAGCAACAAGCGAACCGCGAGCGGAGAGGAGAGACAACGAGGAAACAUCCCGACGCUCCGGUCCAAAGCGGUUUGAGAAGCCUUCUAGGCCUCCUAGUCGUAAUAAUAAUAAGAGAAGAACCGCGUCGGGAUCCUCUGAAUCCGCGCUAUGGAGCCCCAGCUGCUUUGCUGCGAGGUGGAGACCAUACGGAGGGCUCACCAGGACCACAACCUCCUGAACGACCGCGUCCUGCUCACCAUGCUGCGGGCGGAGGAGAACUACCUCCCGGCGCCCAACUACUUCAAGUGCGUCCAGAAGGAGAUCCUCCCCGGGAUGAGGAAGGUGGUCGCGACCUGGAUGCUGGAGGUUUGCGAAGAACAGAAAUGUGAGGAAGAGGUUUUUCCACUGGCGAUGAACUUUUUGGAUCGGUUCUUGUCUGUGGAGGCGACCCGGAAAAGCAGACUCCAGCUGCUGGGGGCGGCCUGCAUGUUCCUGGCCUCCAAGAUGAAGGAGACCGUCCCCCUCACUGCCGAGAAGCUCUGCAUCUACACCGACAACUCCAUCCAGCCCGGGGAACUCCUGCAAAUGGAGCUCCUGGUUCUCAGCAAGCUGAAGUGGGACCUGGCCGCGGUGACCCCGCACGACUUCAUGGAACACUUCUUAUCCAAGCUCAACAUCCACCCCAGCACCCGGCAGAUCCUGAGGAAGCACGCCCAGACCUUCGUUGCGCUCUGCGCUACAGACGUCAACUUCAUCGCCAGCCCCUCGUCUAUGGUGGCGGCGGGCAGCGUUGCGGCGGCCGUGCAGGGCCUGUACCUCAAGAGCCCCGACAGCUCCCUGUCCGCGCACAACCUCACCAACUUCCUGUCGCAGAUCAUCCGCAGCGACCCGGACUGCCUGCGGUCGUGCCAGGAGCAGAUCGAGGCCCUCCUGGAGUCCAGCCUCCGCCAGGCCCAGCAGUACAGCGUCUCCACGGAAACCAAGCACUCCGAGGAGGAGGUGGACCUGUCCUGCACCCCCACCGACGUCAGGGACAUCAACAUCUGACCGCCUCUGACGUGACGUGGAGAAGCAUGGACGACCCGUCUGGGCGGACACCCCAGGGGACCGAGGGGGAGGGGAGGAAAGGUGAGGGAGGGGCCCCCAGGUGCAGAGCGCGCUCCCGUACAGCCCGACGCGGGCCCCACGCCCCACCUCAAACGGUCUCCACGGUCCGGGUGACCCGGGCCCCCCACCCGGCCUCCGGCCCCCUGCCCAUUCAGCCCCCCCCCGAUGCCAGAGUCACAGGGGCCCUUAAUGUUCCUGCCUUCCUGUCUGUCCGUCUAGCGCUCUGUCUGGGGCCCCCCGGGCCCGUGAGCGCCGCAGAGAGACAGACAAACAGACCAGACAGAGAUCCGCCGGGGCGACGCCACACGGUGACGCGUGGCCGCCGGCGCCGUACAUAAAGCCCACACUCGGGCUCGUAAAGUGAAGCCAGUUCACCGUGCCUCCUGAGAACGUCCCGGGACGGCGAGUGGGCCAGCGCAGUCCUGAGGUUCUACAGGUGUCCUGAAGGCCCCUGGUCGGCUAGGGCCCAGCCAAGCCCCUCCCUCCGACUCGUGUGUCUUGCUUUAUAGACUUUCAUUCAUAAUUUUGCAUGUGUGUUUAGUCACUUUACUGUACGUGAUGAUAGCCCUGUUAUGCUUUUAUAUUCACUCCAGUGUACGCCCCCCCCCCCCCCCCCCCCCCUCUAAAUUCAUGCUGGUCAUUUAAAUUAAGCAAGUCUGUUUCUUGUGAAAUGCUCUGUUUUAAUGGUAUCUGCGGAUUGCUUGCUUAAGUUAGUGCAACUUUCUUAACUUAACAAUUUCGCAAUUAUACAAUUAUAUAUUUUUUGUGUUUUCGGUUGGAUAAUCUGAUUGGAUAAUUAAUGUGCGAGUGUGGCAAAGCAAUCCACCAUCAAUUCUUAUCUUCACUAUGUUCAUUUUGUUUUGUGUAGUUAGCCUUUUCUUUGUCAUACCAUUCCAGUUUAUUUUUCUGUAAAAAAAAAAAAGACAACAAAAAAAACAAGCACUUUCGGUCAGCCUGCUGACUUUUUUAUUUUAAUUUCACGUCGCCGGAUGUGAGCCGAUGUUAAGCUAUGGUGCCCAGAGUCGAGACAGACCGCGUGUCCUUCACAGAACCCCGCUCUGUGAUACGUUUGAAACAGCUCAAUCUUUUGGAAGAAUCAAGGAUGACAACGCACAAGGACAAACCAACACCUUCUCAGUCGUAUACAAUUCAUACAUUUGUGCAGCUGCUGCCCAAUUAAAAAGUCCUAAAUUUCAUCUCAAACCACGACCCAUGUAGGUAGGACGGUGAGGACUGUGUGUAGACUAAGGAGAUUAUUUUGCACAAACUGCAACGUUGGCUGUUGUGCACGCCUUGCCCUCAGGAGAUGGCAGAGGGGAAUAAGGUUUCUGAUUGUGUGUUAGGAUGGAGAAAGGGAGGAAAACACUCCCUGAGUUCCGCUGCUAUGGAAAAUCAAUCCCACCGUGUAUGAUGACCAGAGAAAAAAAAAAGAAAUGCUUUUUUCCUAUGUUUUGCUGCUAUUUUGUUUUGUUUUUAUACACACAAUGUCGAUAUCCUAUCACGAUGGGUUUGUAUUUUCAAAUAGAAAAUGUUAUUGACAUCAUGUCUGUUGUUUCUAGGUUAGAUUCUAUGAUCUUUGUCAUUAUGUUUUGUUCAUAUUAAUUAAGUUGUUGUGCUAUUACAAAAAGGAAAAAAGGAAAAUUGAAACAAAGGCUUUGAUCCACAAUACCUCAUGCAACCCUCAAUAUAUCUGUAAUGUCUAUUGUUCUAUCGUUGGUGUCGGUCGAGUGCCACCACUCACAGACAGAUUCGCCCUAUCGGAAACAUUAGCUCUCAGUAGCUCUGCUGAGCAUGAAGCUGUCUCUGUAACAGAGACUCUAUAUCCCUGCUAUGGGCCCGUGAGGCCACUCCCUCCCUUUACUGUUGUUCUAUUUAUAAAGAAAAGCUUUCCCCCCUCCAGGUUUCAAAGUGUCGAUGAGUUGAAUUUGAGAGUAAUGUUGUGCUUGGUAAGCCAUAGACAUCCUUUUGUUUUACGAAUCAUUCCACACGCUCAUUUCCACCGGUCGUCCUAUUGGUCAUCGAAAGGCAACACUUUAUUGUAUUUGUGUUGACUGCACAAUAAAGAAAUUAAAAGAAA
Messenger RNA from Gadus macrocephalus (Pacific cod), 3215 nucleotides. It is a transcript of the gene ccnd1, whose product is annotated as cyclin D1. Gene Ontology annotation, biological process: regulation of cyclin-dependent protein serine/threonine kinase activity; mitotic cell cycle phase transition; positive regulation of G1/S transition of mitotic cell cycle. Gene Ontology annotation, molecular function: cyclin-dependent protein serine/threonine kinase regulator activity. The transcript has 5 exons. Gene Ontology annotation, cellular component: cyclin-dependent protein kinase holoenzyme complex; nucleus; cytoplasm. Lineage: Eukaryota; Metazoa; Chordata; Actinopteri; Gadiformes; Gadidae. The coding region runs from base 200 to 1078 and encodes 292 amino acids. The record is from RefSeq and is a predicted model, not a curated record.